Molecule: messenger RNA, 222 nt
Organism: Cooperia oncophora
Lineage: Eukaryota; Metazoa; Nematoda; Chromadorea; Rhabditida; Trichostrongylidae
Source: the annotation of a GenBank genome assembly
AUGCAUGAUAUUGAAAGGUGGGUUGCCUUCGAAAGGCAUCAUGCACCAGCAAAUAAAAGACGCACGGGUGCUGAAGGAAGGUGUUUCAAACAGAGCCUGAAGUCGCUUGCACGAGAACAACUCGACAUGGAAAUCCAGUCAGUUGGCGGCCACGACAGCGCCGAAGACGCAUGGGCUGCGAUGCGAUUGGUGUUGAGAGCGGCUCGUUCACCUCAUUUAUAG